AUGCCAAAUUUGGAUCCUUGUCUCCCAGUAAUACUUGGUAGUCAUCACCGUCUCGAUGGUCAAAAUCCACAUUUAAUCUUUCAUAUCAAAUAUUAUUAA
Cavenderia fasciculata is the source of this 99-nucleotide messenger RNA. RefSeq lists its product as uncharacterized. Lineage: Eukaryota; Evosea; Eumycetozoa; Acytosteliales; Cavenderiaceae. The transcript has 2 exons. The coding region runs from base 1 to 99 and encodes 32 amino acids. The record is from RefSeq and is a predicted model, not a curated record.